AUGCGUGAAGAAGAGGCAAAGUGGAUUACAAAGAUGAAUAGAGGGUCACCAGUUGUGGAUCGUUCCGACACAUUGGACAUCCACUUCUUCCCCCAACAAAAUAACGAGAGAGAGAGAGAGAGAGGCAGAGAGAUGACAACCAGCAUGCAUCAUCAAGUUGAUGAUCAAAUGACACUCAUUUCUCAGUAUUAUCCAGACAUAUGCAGCCUACUGGUUCCAGAACAAGGUCAGUACAGGGAGGCUACUAAACCGAGAAGAAGACGCAAGAAAAGCAAAGGAGAAGCUAGUAGCAGCGGAGUGAGAAAGAGAAAGUUGAGUCAUGAACAAGUUGAUCUUCUUGAGAAGAGCUUUGGAAAUGAACACAAAUUGGAGUCUGGGAGAAAAGACAGGAUUGCUUCUGAGCUUGGACUUGAUCCACGCCAAGUAGCGGUUUGGUUUCAGAACAGAAGAGCGAAAUGGAAGAGCAAGAACCUGCAGGAGGCGUACUCCAAGUUAAAGACGGAACAUGAGGGCACUGUUAUCGAGAAAUGCCGGCUUGAAACUGAGCUGGGCGACUCCCCACCUGACAAUCCGCCCCUUGAUGCACCAGAUUUGAACACAUUAUUGAAGCUCAAGGAACAGCUGUCAGAAGCACAGGGGGAGAUUCAGAAGUUAUUGGAGCGCUGUGAUGGGGUUUCAAGCAACAGCCCUAGUUCAUCAUUCUCAAUGGAAGUAAUGGAGCCACCUUUUCUUGGGGAGUUCGGGAUGGAAGGAUUGGAAAAUGUGCCCUAUGUGACAGAAAACAACUAUAUUCAUGGACUGAUGGAGUGGUUGAAUCUUUGUGAUAUGUGA
This is a messenger RNA of Ilex paraguariensis (yerba mate), 831 nucleotides long. Lineage: Eukaryota; Viridiplantae; Streptophyta; Magnoliopsida; Aquifoliales; Aquifoliaceae. The record is from the annotation of a GenBank genome assembly.